Molecule: messenger RNA, 1412 nt
Organism: Hordeum vulgare subsp. vulgare (domesticated barley)
Lineage: Eukaryota; Viridiplantae; Streptophyta; Magnoliopsida; Poales; Poaceae
Product: probable cinnamyl alcohol dehydrogenase 5
Exons: 3
Coding region: 92-1198 (368 amino acids)
Biological process (GO): lignin biosynthetic process
Molecular function (GO): cinnamyl-alcohol dehydrogenase activity; zinc ion binding
Source: RefSeq, a predicted model, not a curated record
CUAUAGGAUUUGUGUGGGAUAGAAGGUUAACUAGAACCUUCCGCCCGUAAGGCUUUCACCUCUACAUCUCCCGGCCUCACUAACGGAUAGAAUGACGGCCAGGAAGGCGGUGGGUCUGGCCGCGCUCGAGAGCUCCGGCCACCUCUCCCCUCUCGCCAUAACCCGGAGGAGCACUGGAGCUGAGGAUGUGGCGAUAAAGAUUCUCUACUGCGGGAUAUGCCACUCUGACCUGCACAGCAUUAAGAACGAGUGGAAAAACGCUAGGUACCCGAUGAUCCCUGGGCACGAGAUCGCCGGCGAGGUCAGCGAGGUGGGCAAGAAGGUGACCAGGUUCGCGGCCGGCGACCGCGUGGGCGUCGGGUGCAUGGUGAACUCGUGCGGGUCGUGCGAGAGCUGUGCCAAGGGCUGCGAGAACCACUGCCCGGCCAUGGCCUUCACCUACAACUCGUUCGACGACAGCGGCAGCGGCACCAACGCCGUCACCUACGGCGGCUACUCAAGCAUGGUGGUGGUGAAGGAGCGCUUCGUUGUCCGGUUCCCGGAAGCCAUGCCGCUGGACAAGGGCGCCCCGCUGCUCUGCGCCGGCAUCACCGUGUACAGCCCCAUGAAGCACCACGGGCUCAACAUCCCCGGGCUGCACCUCGGCGUUGUGGGGCUGGGCGGGCUGGGCCACAUGGCCGUCAAGUUCGGCAAGGCGUUUGGGAUGAAGGUAACGGUGAUCAGCUCGUCGCCCGGGAAGAAGGAGGAGGCCCUCGGGCGGCUCGGCGCCGACGCGUUCGUCGUCAGCAACAACGCCGACGAGAUGAAGGCCGCGAUGAGCACCAUGGAUGGCAUCAUCAACACCGUGUCUGCAAACAUGCCCAUAGCCCCUCUCCUCGGCUUGCUCAAGCCCAACGGCAAGAUGGUCAUGGUCGGCCUCCCGGAGAAUUCCAUCCAGCUCCCUCCCUUCGCUCUCGUUGCCACGAACAAGACCCUGGCGGGGAGCUGCAUGGGCGGCAUGAGCGAGACCCAGGAGAUGCUGGACCUCGCGGCCAAGCACGGCGUGACGGCCGACAUCGAGGUCAUCCGUGCCGACUAUGUCAACACGGCCAUGGACCGCCUCGCCAAGGCUGAUGUAAGGUAUCGCUUCGUCAUCGACAUCGGCAACACCCUCCAAAAGGCCAUCACCGAGGCAGCCGACCUACUCACCGCUGCUUAAUUAAAUUGCCUCAUAGAGGGAAGUCUGUAAACUAAUAUAAGACGUUUUAGAAUACUAGAUUAGUGAUCUCAAACGUCUUAUAGUAGUUUACGGAGGAAGUGACAUGCAUAUCUUACUACUAGUCUAUGCUAUUACCUCUAUAAUAGAGAGUAAUGUAUGUGUGAUGUCAUGCAAUAUUCUAUUUAUUAUAUUGUAAACAUAUGUUGUUUUGCUU